AUGGAGUCAGAUGAGGAUUUCAUGAGCGUCGGCUCUAGCCCGGAUGACUUUUUGGACACCCAAGGCAGUGAUGUCGAGAGCUUAGGCGAUGAUUUUGGUGAUGAGUUUGAUGGCGGGUUCUCCAAAGAUAAAGAUAUCAUCGCGACGAAACGGAAACCAUACGAGGUUGAGUUCAAAGUCCUGAGCCCGGAAGAUAUCGAGCGGCAGCAGAAUGUGCAGAUCAACGAGGUCUCGUCGAUCCUCGGCCUGCCCCCAGAGUCGUCGGCCAUCCUGUUGCGGUAUGGGCGAUGGAAACGCGAGAAGUUGAUCGAAUCGUAUAUGGACCAUCCAGAAGAGACCCUGGAGGAGGCUGGUCUAGGGACAAAUUUUGAGGGAACGCCGCAGACCGAAGUGGUCUCUGGCUUUAUGUGUGAGAUUUGCUGCGAGGAUGGCGACGAGCUCGAGACGUAUGCUAUGCGCUGCGGGCACCGCUUCUGCGUUGAUUGCUAUCGCCAUUACCUAGCACAGAAAAUCCGCGGGGAGGGUGAAGCCGCGAGGAUUGAAUGUCCAGGUACGGACUGUCAUAUGAUUGUGGACUCGAAGUCAUUAGGACUGCUGGUGACGGAUGAUUUGAAGGAGAGAUACAAAGCUCUCCUCAUGCGGACGUAUGUCGACGACAAGGAUAAUCUCAAAUGGUGCCCGGCUCCGGAAUGCGUAUAUGCGGUGGAUUGCCCAAUUAAACAGCGCGACCUUCGGCGCAUUGUGCCCACAGUCCAGUGUGACUGCAAGCACUACUUCUGCUUCGGAUGUACACUCAACGACCAUCAGCCAGCGCCAUGCACGCUAGUGAAGAUGUGGUUGAAGAAGUGCGAAGACGAUUCCGAGACGGCCAACUGGAUCUCCGCCAACACGAAAGAGUGCCCGAGAUGCCAUUCAACGAUCGAGAAGAAUGGCGGCUGCAACCACAUGACUUGUCGAAAAUGUAAGCACGAGUUCUGCUGGAUGUGCAUGGGUCUGUGGUCCGAACAUGGCACCAGCUGGUACAACUGCAAUCGUUACGAGGAGAAGUCCGGAUCCGAGGCCCGCACCGCACAGGCGCGAUCUCGGGAGUCGCUGGAGCGGUACCUUCACUACUACAACCGGUAUGCCAACCACGAGCAGUCGGCCAAAUUGGAUAAGGACCUGUAUCUGAAGACGGAGAAGAAGAUGACCAGUCUUCAAUCGCAGUCCGGUCUUUCCUGGAUCGAGGUCCAGUUCCUGGACACUGCAUCACAAGCAUUGCAACAAUGUCGACAGACCCUGAAGUGGACGUAUGCGUUUGCCUACUACCUAGCACGCAACAACCUGACGGAGAUCUUCGAAGACAACCAGAAGGACCUAGAAAUGGCCGUCGAGAGCCUGAGUGAGAUGUUUGAGAAACCGGUACCGGAGCUUGCACAAUUAAAGGUCGAUAUUUUGGACAAAACAGCUUACUGUAACAAACGGCGGGUGAUUUUGCUGAGUGACACAGCGGAGAAUUUAAACAAUGGCGAAUGGUCAUUCAAUGUGGAUUGGUAG
Aspergillus saccharolyticus JOP 1030-1 is the source of this 1536-nucleotide messenger RNA. Its product is annotated as RING finger protein. NCBI's taxonomy places the organism in Eukaryota, Fungi, Ascomycota, Eurotiomycetes, Eurotiales, Aspergillaceae. Gene Ontology annotation, molecular function: ubiquitin protein ligase activity; zinc ion binding; ubiquitin conjugating enzyme binding. The transcript has 4 exons. The record is from RefSeq and is a predicted model, not a curated record. Gene Ontology annotation, cellular component: cytoplasm; ubiquitin ligase complex. Bases 1 to 1536 code for a protein of 511 amino acids. Gene Ontology annotation, biological process: ubiquitin-dependent protein catabolic process; protein polyubiquitination; positive regulation of proteasomal ubiquitin-dependent protein catabolic process.